AUGGGUAGUGUUGCUUCAUGGAAUAUUAGGGGGUUGAACCGCUCCCUCAAACAGAAGGAGGUUCGUCAGGUUGUUAUGGAUAAUCAUGUUCAGGUGUGUGCUAUUAUGGAGACCCAUGUUGACACGGCGAAUGUUACAAAGGUGUGUCAAAAAGUUUUUAGCUCGUGGAUGUGGAACUCAAAUGCUAGCUGUUGUGUUAAGGGUACUCGGAUUAUGCUUGGUUGGGACCCGAAUAUGGCUGAUGUGAUGGUUUUAUCACAAACGGAUCAGGUGGUUCAUACACAAGUGAUGUUUAAACGAGAUAGCAAAUCCUUGUUUUGUUCUUUUGUCUAUGCGGAUAAUAAUUAUAAAUUGCGAAGGGACUUGUGGAACAAUUUGUGUGCGCACAACUCUAUUAUGAAAGACAAACCGUGGGUUGUGAUGGGAGAUUUCAAUGCUUCCCUAUCUCAUGAUGACUCGAGUGCAGGUUCGUCUUCUUAUAGCAUUGGAACCAGGGAGUUUCGAGAGUGUGUUCAAUCCAUCGAUAUGUUUGAUGUUAAUAGCACAGGGCUUCAUUACACUUGGUCGAAUAACCAGCAUAGAGGAGGUAUUAAUUUUAAAAAACUGGACCGAAUCAUGGGCAAUAUUAACCUGGUUGCUGAGUUUCCAAACGCUGGAGCUUAUUUUCACCCAUUUCGGAUAUCUGACCACGCCCCGUGCAUAUUAAAGUUGCCAACUGUGACAAGAGACAAACCAAGACCGUUUAAAUUUGUGAAUCUAAUUGCUGAAAAGCAUGGUUUCAUGGAAGCUAUUAAUCAGAUCUGGGGAAAAGAGAUUACAGGAUUUCGCAUGUACCAGGUUGUUAUGAAAAUGAAGUUGCUUAAAACUCCGUUACGAAAGCUUUUCUUCCAACAAGGGAAUUUGCAUGAGAAUGUUAAGAAGGCUAGAAAGGAACUGGAUGAAUGUCAGCUUGCUAUGGAUCAGGACCCGACUAAUGGGGAUGUGUUAGCAAAGCAUAGUUUUCUUCUAAAGAAUUAUAAAGAAGCUAUUCAUGAUGAAGCUGCUUUUCUUCAGCAAAAAUCAAAAGUGGAUUGGUUAACGCUUGGGGAUUCUAAUACUAAAUAUUUUCACAACGUUGUCAAAGCCAAAAACCACCGAAGCCGUAUUUUUUUGAUUCGUGAUACGGAUGGGAGUGUGCAUGAGGGGGGGGGGGGCGGCGGCUUUAGCUUUCGUCAAUCACUACUCGAAUUUUUUUGGGAAUGUGGGUCAGGUCGUAUGUAG
Messenger RNA from Helianthus annuus (common sunflower), 1260 nucleotides. RefSeq lists its product as uncharacterized. The record is from RefSeq and is a predicted model, not a curated record. The coding region runs from base 1 to 1260 and encodes 419 amino acids. NCBI's taxonomy places the organism in Eukaryota, Viridiplantae, Streptophyta, Magnoliopsida, Asterales, Asteraceae. Gene Ontology annotation, molecular function: catalytic activity. The transcript has a single exon.